AUGCAACAACACGCUGGCCAGCCUCCCAUUCACGCCAUAUCGACGCGGCGGGCAUUGCCCGACAGGAACGUGACGGCCGCCUCGAUCGACGAUGCUUAUGUGGCCUUCAUUCUCUACUGCAACCCAGGCGUGCCCCUCGAUACAGAUACGGCCGCCUUGCGCGAGGCAUUCCGCACCCCGCCCAAGAGUGGCGGCAAGGUCUUUAGUACCUUCACCCUGUUCGAGCUGAUCAAGAGACUCGAAACCAAGGAACUCAAGACAUGGGCCGAACUGGCUCUGAGACUCGGCGUCGAGCCGCCGGACCAGGGGAAGGGCCAGAGCACGCAAAAAAUCCAGCAAUAUGCCGUCCGCCUCAAGCGCUGGAUGCACUCCAUGCAUGUGGAUGCCUUCUUUGAGUAUCUCAUCGGCCGCCCGUCUCCCUACUGGACCGAGAUACCGUCUGAGCACAUCUCGGUCUUGGAGCUGGAGCGGGACGGUGUCGCGGCAGAGGAUGAUAUGGCAUUGCGAGCUCUGCUGCCCCAGAUCAAACCCCGCAGGGGCAGGAGGAAACCCGACGAGGACGAGUCCGGCAGAUCUCCUCCCCAGCGACCAUCGCCCCAGCCAGAUGGUUUCCUGGGUGAAGGACAAGCCAACACGGCGGAACCAUGGACGGCCCAGCCGGACGGGAGGGGCAGCGUCUUCUUAUUCCCUCCUGUGCCCGAUACUUCGAGGCUCAACCCGUCUGCGCCUGCGGCUACUUGGGGCAACGACAUUGUCCAGACGCCCAUGACCGCCUACCCAAUCCCGCAAUCUGCCAUCACGCCCUCGACCAGGAACGCUUUCUGGGCAGACGAGCCCAAGUCAGCCAUCACCCCGUCGAAAUCCAGGGCAUCGGGCCGGCGUCACGGGGCCAAGGUUGUGUCGUCUGCAUGGCGAAGCGGAGGAAUUGGCGCCAGCGGCAAGGCACGGGGCAGGCCACCUAUCAACCGCGGAGCCAACAACAACGAGGGUCCAUACUCGGCCUUCCCUACCUCGGAAACGACGAGUUUCCGGUUUCCGUCACCGACCCCCGACAGCUCCGCCGCGGUUUCUGCAAGCAAUGGCGCCCUGACCGCGCCGGGCUCGACAGCUCCUCUAGUUCCCCCGACCUCGGCCCAGCCCCAGCCCCAGCCUCAGCCAGCGCAGAAUCCAGCUCGCCCUCCACCAACGCAAGACUCCGCGCCGGCGCGGCCAGCGAAGAAAAGGAUGCUGUCACUGCAAGUACCCGAACGAAAAGGCGGCGAAGUCCGGCUAGCCUCACCUCCGCCUCCAAACUCGGCACCGCCGCCACCAGUUACAAUAACGAUUGACGGGCAGCCAACCGAAUAUUGUACCCACCCCGCAACCCAACGGCUUGACGCCAGCCAUUCCCGCAAACCCAUAUUCCCCGAAACCCAAACAGCCCCAGGAGGGACCUAUGAACGCAAUCACGAUUCCCUGUCCACGAGCACCACCACCACCAGCACCAUUACCGCCUCAUCCGGUAGGGAACAACAAAAACAACAACAAUCGACACCACCACCCGCUCCCCCAUUCUCCCGCGACCCAACCGACCGGACCAACAAGGACGACGCCGAAGUCCUCUUCAUGACCAACAUCCUCCAGGCGGACUGGUUCGAUUCCCAAGGCAACCCCAUCCCGCCCUGCGGCGUCGACGAGGCAUGGGCUCUCACGCAGCGCGUCAUCGAGAACCUCCUGGCGACGGCGGCCACCAAGGAGGCAUUCCUGAUCAACCUGGCGGCGCUGGCGGGCGGGAAGGUGCUGAUGAACAAGGGCAGUUUGCGCAUCACGAGGCUUGACGAGGUGGAAAACGGCGGGGGGGAUCGGACGAGGUAUGCGUGUGCGUGGCAAUUGAGGUUUGGGGAUAUUGUAGGAGAUUGGUCUAUGGAGGAAACUGUGAUGCAUUGUAAAUGGAGGAGGGAGAAGAAGAGGAAGCAGAUUGCGGAGAGGGAGGAGGGGGAGGAGGGGGAGGAGGAGGGGGUGGUGGCUGACGAGGUAGAUCGGAUGAUGGAUGGGGACGGCGGCGGUGGAGGAACGGGCGGCGCGGGUCUUUGGGAGCAGAAGUAUAAGGAGGUGGCGGGAGCGCUUCAGGAGCGGGAUAAGGAGAUUGCGCUGCUCAAGGCGAGGAUUCUUGAGGCGGUUAGAGGGAAAUGA
Molecule: messenger RNA, 2172 nt
Organism: Parathielavia appendiculata
Lineage: Eukaryota; Fungi; Ascomycota; Sordariomycetes; Sordariales; Chaetomiaceae
Exons: 1
Coding region: 1-2172 (723 amino acids)
Molecular function (GO): DNA replication origin binding
Source: RefSeq, a predicted model, not a curated record